Messenger RNA from Mirounga angustirostris (Northern elephant seal), 2735 nucleotides. RefSeq names its product dickkopf WNT signaling pathway inhibitor 3 (gene DKK3). Gene Ontology annotation, molecular function: co-receptor binding; receptor antagonist activity. Gene Ontology annotation, cellular component: extracellular region. NCBI's taxonomy places the organism in Eukaryota, Metazoa, Chordata, Mammalia, Carnivora, Phocidae. The record is from RefSeq and is a predicted model, not a curated record. The coding region runs from base 41 to 1369 and encodes 442 amino acids. The transcript has 10 exons. Gene Ontology annotation, biological process: multicellular organism development; negative regulation of canonical Wnt signaling pathway.
CGGAGACGACAACGGACCGGGACGCGGCGGCGGCCGAGGGAUGCACGGAAGGGGCGGCUCGCCGAGGCGGAGGAGGCAGGCUUGCGGCGCCAGGUCGCGGGCGGCAGCGGGCCAAUGCCCGCGGCGGCGUCCCCGUGAGGUCUGGCAGGUCCAGCCCGCGCACAGCUCGGUCCAGUCGGGUGGCGGCGGCGGCGGGCGCAGAGCGGAGAUGCGGCGGCUCGGGGGCACCCUGCUGUGCCUGCUGCUGGCGGCGGCCGUCCCCACGGCCCCCGCGCCGGCCCCCACAGCGACCGCGGCUGCCGUCGAGCCCGGCCCGGCUCUCAGCUACCCGCAGGAGGAGGCCACCCUCAACGAGAUGUUCCGCGAGGUUGAGGAGCUGAUGGAGGACACGCAGCACAAACUGCGCAGCGCGGUGGAGGAGAUGGAAGCAGAAGAAGCUGCUGCUAAAACAUCAGAAGUGAACGUGGCAAGCUUACCUUCCAGCUAUCACAAUGAGACCAACACGGAAACCAAGGUGGGAAACAAUACCAUCCAUGUGCACCGAGAAAUUCACAAGGUCACCAACAACCAGACCGGACAAACGGUCUUCUCUGAGACGGUCAUCACGUCUGUGGGAGAUGAAGAAGGCAAAAGGAACCACAGAAUGGCAGCUGUGCGCCAAGCGCGUGCUGGGGGAUACGUAGUGGGCGCUGACCUCACAGGACGCUGUGAGGACCAGGGAACCCGCGAGAGCUCAAGCAAGCGCAGACACACAGAGUGCAUCAUCGACGAGGACUGCGGGCCCACCAGGUAUUGCCAGUUUGCCAGCUUCGAGUACACCUGCCAGCCUUGCCGGGACCAGCAGACCCUCUGCACCCGGGACAGUGAGUGCUGUGGAGACCAGCUGUGCGUCUGGGGUCACUGCACCAAAACAGCUUCCAAAGGCGGCAACGGGACCAUCUGUGACAAGCAGAGGGACUGUCAGCGUGGGCUGUGCUGUGCCUUCCAGAGAGGUCUGCUGUUUCCUGUGUGCACACCCCUGCCCGUGGAGGGUGAGCUGUGCCAUGACCCCGCCAGCCGGCUUCUGGACCUCAUCACCUGGGAGUUAGAGUCUGACGGAGCUUUGGACCGAUGCCCGUGUGCCCGUGGCCUUCUCUGCCAGCCCCACAGCCACAGCCUGGUGUAUGUGUGCAAGCCGGCCUUCCCUGGGAGCCGAGCUGAAGACGGAGAGAGCCUGGGGCCCAGGGAGGCCCCCGACGAGUACGAGGAUGGCAGCUUCAUUGAAGAGGUGCGCCAGGAGCUGGAGAACCUGGAGAGGAGCCUGUCUGUGGAGAUGGCACUCGGGGAGCCCGGUGCUGCCUCUGAGCUGCUGGAAGGAGAAGAGAUUUAGACGGAGGCCUGUUCUGCGGGUAGACAUGCGAUAGAAAUAGCUAAUUUAUUUCCCCAGCUGUGUCCUCUAGGUGUGGGCUUUUUUCCAUGGCCUCUUCCCAGUACAUUUUCCCUCUGGCUUAAAACAAAACGAGGUGCUGUGCAUUUGUCCAGCUCCCGCGGACUGUACACCAUCCAUCACAGUCCGGGUGCCUGGGUCAGGCAGGGGGGAGGGGUGCGGGAAGUGUGUGGGAGGGUGCAGGGCUGCCGCGCUGGUCCAGAUUACUGGCCACUUGGGCCUCUCGUGGCUGGCACCUGGCACGUUUCCUUUUUUCUAUAUCACCUUGAGAAUUGGAGGAGGGGAGGGGCCGGAAAAGGAUGCAGAUGUCCCCAUGAUGGGUUUUGGGGAAAUGUGGACUCAUACAUAUGGAGAACAGUGCCCUGCUUUGCAAAUGUGAGCCUGGCGAAAUGUAACAAAUGAAUUUUCCAUGUACUUCUUCCCAUGGGCACAGGCAAGCUGUGCGUUCCGCUGCUGUGGGUGACGUGUUCCGCUCGCUCCGUGUCAUGUGCAUCCCUGUCCUGUCAGCAGUGUUCCUCGGCUCCUACGUCUGUCUGGGGGCAGCAGUUUCAUACCCCUCACCACAACCUGGCAAGGACAGUGGCGGUCUCCCCAUCUGUCAGCAUCUUGGAGUCUCAGAGACACCAAGUUGCUUGCCCGGGUCACACAGCGAGUGAAGACCAGUGCAGGAUGGCUCCCAGGUGUGAUUCCAAGCACAUGCUUUCCCUACCCCUCCCCACCAGGCCAGUGCCACCUAAAGUUCCCUCUAAAAGGUGGCUGGAUGGGAAUUUUUCUUUUGAGGCAUAUCCGGAAUUGAGGUCAGUCUAGUUCACUGUAAGAUUAAACUUCUACUGUUAGACGUAGCAUUCUCCCUUGUGUGGGGGUGGCCAUCAUCCCAGUGCAGAAGCAAAGGGUAUCAACACUCUCCCCCUAUGGCAGGUGGUUAUGUUAGCGACUAGGAAGGUGCUUGGUUGGUGCAGAAUAUAUACGUCCACUUGCCAGAAACAGUACUUAAGUAAUUGUAGGGCCAGGAUUAUAAAUGAAAUUUGCAAAAUCACUUACCAGCAACUGCAGACCAUUAUCAACCACAUGGAGAAAAUCAAAGCAAGGUUUUAUGAAAUACGGCUGUAAUAUCCAAACUGAGAGCACUGGGCUGCAUGUUAUUCCGUAAGCGAUAUUUGCAGGUGCCAUGGACUGUUUCCAUCAAGUAUUCAUCCAGAGUUAUUAAAUUUUAAAAUUGCACAUGAUUGUAUAAGCAUGCUUUGAGUUUUAAAUUAUGUAUAAACACCUAUGUUGCAUUUAAAAAUCAAGCAUAAAUCACUUAAACUAC